This is a messenger RNA of Pogona vitticeps (central bearded dragon), 2061 nucleotides long. The record is from RefSeq and is a predicted model, not a curated record. Lineage: Eukaryota; Metazoa; Chordata; Lepidosauria; Squamata; Agamidae.
UUUCACACCUAGGGUUCCUCUCACCUCCCUCAGCAGCUGAAAUUCACAACAUCAGAUUCCUGUGACCGGAUUAAAGAUGAGUUCCAGCUGCUUCAAGCUCAAUACCACAGUCUGAAGUUGGAGUGUGACAAACUUGCCAGCGAGAAGUCAGAAAUGCAGCGCCAUUACGUGAUGUAUUAUGAGAUGUCUUACGGACUCAAUAUUGAAAUGCACAAACAGGCUGAAAUUGUGAAGCGGUUAAAUGGAAUUUGCGCCCAGGUCUUGCCGUACCUUUCUCAAGAGCACCAACAACAGGUCCUCGGAGCCAUCGAGCGAGCUAAGCAAGUGACGGCCCCAGAGCUGAACUCCAUCAUUCGGCAGCAGCUUCAGGCUCACCAGCUCUCGCAGCUGCAAGCCCUGGCCCUGCCCUUGACCCCAUUGCCGGUGGGGUUGCAGCCCCCCUCCCUGCCUGCCGUCAGCGCCAGCACCGGGCUCCUCUCCCUCUCCGCCUUGGGCUCGCAAGCCCACCUCGCCAAGGAAGACAAGAACGGCCACGACGGAGACGCUCACCAGGACGACGACGGGGAGAAGUCGGAUUAGAACGGUUCCUGUGGGGAUCGUGGGGGGGGGGUUGUUGGGGAUGGAGGUGGGGCAGAGGGAUUGGUUUUUUAAAACGCAGCAUUUCUUCCGAUUCACGCUUCGUGGAACGGCAGCGGUUGUCCAGCGGAGUGGUGAGGGGACAGAAACGAGAUGGGUCGGGUGCAUCUGUGUCCCCCCUGCUUUGUGGGGGGCCUCGUCUCUUCUCCCCUCCCCACCCCCGCUGUUGCAGCAAUAAGGUCAAGGCGCCUCUCUCCCCCAUGACGCUCGUCCCGCUUGCAUGAGCGAUACCCUCCAAAAUCAUUGCGUUACGCUGCGUCGUGUGUCUGUGUGCAUUUUCGGGGAGGUUGGACAAGGGAGAGGACGAGCGCUGGGCUUAACCUCUUCUCCUCUUCCGUCUACCCGCCCAGCCACCCACCCACCCCCCAAACUCGAAAACCGGCCUUCCUGCGAUGUUCAGACUAAGAGCCAACAGCCCCCACAAACCCGAGUCCCCAGCCGAACGCUCGCAUCCCCUCUCGUGUGCUUGUGGUCCACUCUGUUGUUUCGGUCUUUGUGUUAAAGCACUAACUCUUAGGGAGGGGGCUGACCCUGAACUGAGUUUUUGGGUGUUUUAUGGCAACCCACAUGGCGGGACGUUUCCCACCCACCCCCCUGCCCAUACAGCACUGUGCAGAAAGGGAAGGGGUCAGUGGGGGGUACGUCAUGUGCUGAGGCCCUAAGCAUCAAAGAGAGCAGUGUUUGGAAACUUUAGGGCAUCAGGAUGAUGCGUUCCCCUUGAUGCCGUUUUAAGUCUGUGGCCUUUGGCUUUACGCAGAUUAAUUCGCUGGUUGAUUUGUUAACUGUUUCGUGAAAAUGUUCAUCCGGCCUAGAUAUUCUGAACAGUUCCCAACGCAUCAAGUGCAAGAAGGGUUAAACUCGUCUUUGCAAUCCACACAGUUUUACCCUGUUGUCGGGUCUUUUAGCCAGUUAGCGACAGGCAUUAAUCCCAAACAAAUUAUUUCCAAACACUGUGAGGGGGUCACUCAGUUUAUAUCUGAUUCGCUCCCGCCCCACCCCCUGCUCAUUUCUUUUGUAGCAGCUAAAUGGAUUUUCAGGGGACCAGUAAAACACACACACACAACACACACACACACACACACACACACACAAAGUAGUCCCGCAAGCUGGUUGUGUUCUGUGAUGUAACAGUUACUUCAGUAGUUGUGUUUGAUUAGUGUCUGGCCAGGCCCCACGGCAGAGAGGAGGACUGAACUGGCCAAGCAUGGAGGUCUGUUACUUUGCCCUGCACCCACCCCCGUAAUUUCAGGCAUGGGGAAGGCCUUUCUUAGACUCCCGUGUCAUAUCGUUGAGGGAUGAUGGGCAUUGGAGUCCAAGAAUGUGGCAGCAAGCGCCACAACCCCUGCUUACGUUCAUUCAGGUGGGUGAGGAUAAAGCCCCCACCCUGUUGAACCUGCCGCAUUUCACAAGAUGCACCACAAGAAU